This is a messenger RNA of Dalotia coriaria, 893 nucleotides long. Its product is annotated as chordin-like protein 1. Gene Ontology annotation, molecular function: protein binding. Bases 1 to 861 code for a protein of 286 amino acids. The transcript is spliced from 5 exons. Lineage: Eukaryota; Metazoa; Arthropoda; Insecta; Coleoptera; Staphylinidae. The record is from RefSeq and is a predicted model, not a curated record.
AUGUUUGCGUUGUUAGCAGUUUACUUGAUUGUUAACGUUCUACUGUACAACAUAGACUUAGUACAAAGUAAGUGUGAAGCACCAGUGAAGAUCUACGAGGAUUUACAUUGCAAACCAAUCUUCGGUGUGAAUAUUGUGAAUUUGUGCCCGAAACAAUACGAUUGUAGUCAUUUGAUAAGCGAGAAACGUAUUGCAAAUCGUGAUAGAAUGUGCUAUUUUGAUGGCAAGUGGUAUGACAUUGGUGAUAAGAUCACAAUUCCAAGUGUUUGUGAAGUUGGUGUGUGCAGAUGCACUGAACGGUUAAAUUUUGAAUGCACAAAACAAGAAUGUCCGUAUUUACAUUUACCGGAUGUUAAUCGUUGUUUUCUUUCGUAUGUGUUCAAUGAAUGCUGCCCACAAACUUUUCGUUGUUUAGCCGAUUUGAAGAAUCUCUCCACAUGUGACGUAAACGACACUGUGUAUGUCGAAGGUGAAUUGUUUCCAUCGCCAUUGGACAAUUGCAAACUGUGUGUCUGUACCAAGAAUUUUGAUACUAAUUACGGCCAUAAUGUGUGUCGUUCGGUGCCUUGUCGAAUGGAAUUAUUUAAAAUUGCUGAUCUAUUGAAUAACUGUGCGCCAGUGUAUCUUGAACCAACUGAUUGUUGCCCAGUGGAUGUUAGAUGUCCUAGUCCAAAUGAUAUAUCGGCAUUUGAGCAUAAAGCUAUUAAUGUAAAUGAUACUUAUUGUGUGUAUGGAACUGUAAAAGUGCCGACUGGUAUUAAGUUGGUCCACUCUGAAGACCAAUAUGGACACAUCACUAUCACGGAAUGUUUGUGCAAAAUUCCACCACUUAUGACGUGUUAUCGCACAUACUAUUCCUAGACACCUUAAAAUACAAACCAAUAAUUAUCAAA